AUUAGUCACACAGGAGAAGAAACUUGAAGCAUAAGCAAAGAGCCAAACAUAGAAAAUCUCAUCUUUUCCACAAUAAAAGAUGAGGCAGGGUUAUUCCACAGGGAUGUUUCGGUAAUUCCACUCAUUCCUUCGUUCCACCGUCGCUUUCGACAGUUACACACUGAACUCUCUUCUUCGUUUUCACACCAUUUUAGUUCCAUUCCGCUUCUGAAAUCUGGUCUUUGUACUUUAUACUAAAUUGGGUAGAGUUGAGCAGUGUCAUUGGGUGUGAAUGGAAACUGGGUCGUUGAACUCGGAAUCAUUGAACAGAAAUGUGGGCAUGAGUGUGAGGGGUGGCACUGGGAAGAAACAAGGUGGAGUAGCAGGGAAAGUGGAGCCUUUUGUAUCACAAAAUGAGCACAACCCGAGAGAGUUACGGUCGUGGGCGAAGAGAACGGGUUUUGUGUCUGAUUACUCAGGGGAAGCAGGGACAAGUGGGAGUGCAAAGUUUGAAGCUUUUGAGAGGAAGGGAGGAGGGUCAUCUCCCAAGAUAGAGAUAGAUCCGGUGGUGGGGAGGACAAGACGAAACGAGAUCGAAACAGAGUCUCGUGGAGGUGCACCGAGGGCUGAGAAUGGUGCUGUUUUGGAUGAGAGGGGGAGAAAAGAGGAGAGGAAAGUUGGUUUGAAUGGUAAUGCCAAUAAUGGGGUGGUGAAUAGGGAAGGGAAUGGGCAUGGAGCCUCUGCAGUUGCUCCGGUGAAUGAGGAAAAGGAGGGGGAGGAGGGGAAUGGGGAUGUUAAGGUCAAUGUGUUUCCGGCAGAGGAGGAGCAUCGUGAUGGAGGGUGGCAGGGUCCGUUGGGAUUGAAGUGCGGGCUCAAAGAGAAUCCUGGGAUUGUACCUCUUAUCUAUUAUGGCCUGCAGCACUAUCUAUCAUUAGCUGGUUCUCUUGUGUUGAUUCCCUUAGUAAUGGUACCGGUCAUGGGUGGAACAGAUAAGGAUACUGCUUCCGUAAUCUCUACAAUACUGUUUCUUUCUGGCAUCACCACAAUACUGCACUCCUACUUUGGUACUCGACUGCCUUUAGUUCAAGGGAGCUCGUUUGUGUAUUUAGCACCGGCAUUAGUUAUCAUAAAUGCUCAAGAAUAUCGGAAUCUUACCGAGCAUAAAUUUAGACAUAUAAUGAGGGAACUCCAAGGAGCUAUAAUUGUUGGUUCAAUAUUCCAAUCUAUCCUGGGAUUUAGUGGUUUAAUGUCUGUUCUACUCAGGUUAAUCAACCCAAUUGUGGUUGCCCCAACUGUUGCUGCUGUAGGUUUAGCAUUUUUCAGCUACGGUUUUCCACAAGCAGGCACUUGCCCAGAAAUUACCAUUCCACAGAUAGCACUGGUUCUGAUAUUCACUUUGUAUCUUCGAGGAAUAUCUAUCUUCGGGCGCCACUUAUUUCGAAUUUAUGCUGUUCCCUUGAGUUUGACAAUAAUUUGGAUAUAUGCAUCCUUUUUAACAGCUGGGGGAGCAUAUAAUUACAAAGGAUGCAAUCCUAAUAUACCAAGUUCAAACAUUCUUUUGGAUGCAUGUAGAAAACAUGCAUAUACCAUGCAGCAUUGCAGGACUGAUGUUUCCAAUGCAUUGGCUACUGCUGCAUGGGUCAGAAUUCCUUACCCUUUACAGUGGGGCAUCCCUGUUUUCCAUUUUAGGACUUCCAUAAUCAUGGUCAUAGUGGCACUUGUUGCUUCUGUGGAUUCGGUUGGAACUUAUCGUGCUACAUCUCUGCAAGUUAAUUCAAGACCUCCUACUCCCGGUGUUGUGAGCCGAGGAAUUGCUCUUGAGGGUUUCUGUAGCAUACUGGCUGGGCUUUGGGGUUCAGGUACAGGCUCAACAACCUUGACAGAAAACAUACACACAAUUGACAUCACCAAGGUGGCAAGUCGGAAGGUAGUGGUGGUUGGAGCUGCUUUCUUGAUCUUGUUCUCAUUUAUAGGGAAAGUGGGUGCCCUUCUCGCUUCCAUUCCACAGGCCUUGGCUGCUUCAGUACUAUGUUUCAUGUGGGCUCUUACUGCAGCAUUAGGCCUCUCUAAUUUACGGUAUAGUCAAUCAACCAGUUUCAGGAACAUUACAAUAGUUGGCGUUUCACUGUUCCUUGGCAUGUCUAUCCCUGCUUAUUUUCAACAAUACCAGGCUGAGUCAAGUCUGAUACUACCCAGUUAUCUGGUUCCGUAUGCAGCAGCAUCAAGCGGACCAUUCCGUUCAGGCAUUAAACAGCUUGAUUUUGCAAUCAAUGCUCUUAUGUCCUUGAACAUGGUGGUUACACUGUUGGUGUCAUUCCUACUGGACAACACUGUCCCUGGCAGACAAGAAGAGCGAGGGGUGUUUGUCUGGUCAAGAGCCGAAGACAUUUCCACUGAUCCCUCUUUGCUAUCUGAAUAUUCGCUGCCAAAGAAGGUCGCCCGGUGUUGCUGUUGUUUCAAUUUUAAAUGUUUGGGAGUAUAAUGCUUGGUUCACUCUGACAUUUUAAUCUUGGUAAUAUUCCUUCAAGAUAAAGGUCACUCCUGGAUAUGUGUAUUGCCGCUCGUGAAGGCAAACGUAAAUUAUGCAGUGUAAUAUAGUUAUAGUGACAUUAGGUUGGCCAUAGAGUGAUAGCUGUAGAACAUUUAUUAUGCUUGGGAAAUUGCAUUUUUUUACUUGUCAAAUUGUCUUGCUGAAAAACCAGAUACUAUACUUGUAUUGAUAUAUUUAUAUGAAUAAGUAUUCCAUUUUUGCUGUUU
Messenger RNA from Vigna unguiculata (cowpea), 2736 nucleotides. Its product is annotated as nucleobase-ascorbate transporter 11-like. Gene Ontology annotation, cellular component: membrane. The record is from RefSeq and is a predicted model, not a curated record. Gene Ontology annotation, molecular function: transmembrane transporter activity. NCBI's taxonomy places the organism in Eukaryota, Viridiplantae, Streptophyta, Magnoliopsida, Fabales, Fabaceae. Gene Ontology annotation, biological process: transmembrane transport.